Messenger RNA from Emiliania huxleyi CCMP1516, 822 nucleotides. RefSeq lists its product as hypothetical. The coding region runs from base 1 to 822 and encodes 273 amino acids. Gene Ontology annotation, biological process: phosphatidylinositol-mediated signaling; lipid metabolic process. NCBI's taxonomy places the organism in Eukaryota, Haptophyta, Isochrysidales, Noelaerhabdaceae. The record is from RefSeq and is a predicted model, not a curated record. The transcript has a single exon. Gene Ontology annotation, molecular function: phosphatidylinositol-4,5-bisphosphate phospholipase C activity.
AUGGCGGCGCUCAACCUGCAGACCAACGACCUGCCGACGCAGCUGCACCACGCGCUCUUCGAGCUCAACGGCGGGCGCGGCUACGUGCUCAAGCCGCCCGGCAUGCUCGGCGCGGCUGGCGGCGGAGCGACGGCCGCGAGCUGGCCUCCCCCGCGGGUGCUGCUCCAUGCCGCCACUCUCCGCCCGCUCUGCCUCUUCGGCCUCCCGCCGCGCGGCACCGACCGGCCACACCUGGCCGGCGCUGGCGGCAGCCUGCACGGCCACGUCCCCUCCCUGUCGGUGGCGCUCGGCAGGAGGCGCAUGACGUCGCCGCGAGGCGAGGACGAGCUGCCCUCGCUCUCCGUCGAGCUGCACGCCAUCGGCGGCUUCUCUUGCGUAAGCCUCAAGCUGCCGCCCGCCACGGCGCGCUCGCGCCAGCUGGUGGGCGCCAAGGGCGGCGGCGGAGGCGAGGCGGUGCGCUACGGCGGCGCAGUCCACUGCAUCGCUGCGGAGAAGCAGCAGACCGUGCUUCGGGUGGCGGUGGUGGACGACGACGAGGAGGACGUGGCGUACGAGACGUGCGUGCUCGGGGUGCUGCGGCAAGGGUACCGCGUGCUGCACAUGCGCUCGGCGCAGGGCACGCGCAUCCGGAACUGCUACCUGCUGUGCCACGUCUCCUUCACGACGCAGGUCAACGCGUGGGUGGGCGAGGGCGAGAUGAUGGAGUACGUGCGCUCCAAGGAGAAGGAGAUGGAGGAGCGGGUGGACGAGGCCGAGGCGGAGGUGGCCAAGCUCAAGGGGCUGACGCCGUGCUCGUCGUCGUCGUACAGCGGCGCGGGGUGA